AUGGAUUCGCUCACACCCUCGGACCUCUUCUCGCCCUCAAAGGCGCGCCAACAACGCGCGCAAGCCCAGGACUGGGCGCAGAUUGACUCGUGGCUGUCGUACAAGUAUGCUGGGCGCACGGUGCCGACAUUUGAGCGCAAUGACGAAACACUCAAGGUGCUACGUGAGCUGUCAGUAGCCAACGAAAGGGCCGACGAGGAGAGAGCCGUCUUCGAACGAGUAGAGAGAGAGGCGCUCCGCGAGCUGGAUGAGGUCCAAAGGAACGACGACGACGAGCGUAUAUUGUCUAGGCUGAGAGCUAGUCUCACGCCCGAGGGCGAGCAGGCACUUGAUGCGUUGGCGUCAACAGCAGUCACUCUCAAUACACCCACUGCGAACCCCGAGUCGAUCGCGCACACUCUCAUCUACAACACGACCACCUCACAGAAUCUCACCAACCAGCUCGCACACAUCGCAACGCUGCAAGGCUACGUCGACAAGCAACAAUCUCUGCUUCGGACGCAACUGCACGAGCUCCAGACAAAUCCUGCUUUCACAACCCCCGCGAAUCUCCAGCGCCAGACCACCGAGCAAACACGUCAAGUCAAGCACCUUCGCACCAAGAUACGAGAAUACGAGGACAAGCUGUCGUCUUUCCAGUCAUCACAGUCGCGCAGCAUGACACCAGGCUACAAGAACAUCGCGUCUGCAGAAGCUAUAAAUGACAUGUUGGAGCAACAAAAAGCCCUGGAUGGGCUUCGAGAGAAGGUAGAAAGAAUAGAGAGGGAAGUCGCGGAGUUUGCUGGAUUGCCUGCUGAUAAAGAGGCUGCAAGGAAAGAGGUCGGCAAGUUAGAGGUCAAACUUGACGAGGUGCGAAAGCGAAGAGACGAACUAUUUGAGGGAUUGGUGGCACAGUAA
Bipolaris zeicola 26-R-13 is the source of this 897-nucleotide messenger RNA. RefSeq lists its product as uncharacterized. The coding region runs from base 1 to 897 and encodes 298 amino acids. Gene Ontology annotation, cellular component: HAUS complex; cytosol. NCBI's taxonomy places the organism in Eukaryota, Fungi, Ascomycota, Dothideomycetes, Pleosporales, Pleosporaceae. Gene Ontology annotation, biological process: spindle assembly. The transcript has 2 exons. The record is from RefSeq and is a predicted model, not a curated record.